This is a messenger RNA of Drosophila persimilis, 2727 nucleotides long. It is a transcript of the gene Kat60, whose product is annotated as katanin p60 ATPase-containing subunit A-like 1. Gene Ontology annotation, cellular component: microtubule cytoskeleton. The coding region runs from base 72 to 1820 and encodes 582 amino acids. The transcript has 6 exons. Lineage: Eukaryota; Metazoa; Arthropoda; Insecta; Diptera; Drosophilidae. Gene Ontology annotation, biological process: microtubule severing. Gene Ontology annotation, molecular function: microtubule severing ATPase activity; ATP binding; ATP hydrolysis activity. The record is from RefSeq and is a predicted model, not a curated record.
UUAAUUAUUAACUAAAUAAGUUUCGUUUUAACUUUAAGCUUUCAACGCCGUGUAAUAAAUCCAAUUUACUAAUGUCCAUAACCCUACUGCGAGGUGGCAAGCAAAAGACAAGCAACUGUGUAGGAAUGACCGUAAUGGCCAAAACUACGUUUGAAGAAAUAUGCGAGAAUGCCAAAUUAGCCAGGGACAUGGCGCUGACGGGUAACUAUGACUCGGCCUGCAUCUACUACGAGGGAUUGCAGGGACUGCUGGCACGCCAGCUCAAAGCCACAGCGGAUCCCAUGCGGAAGGGCAAGUGGAGCAUGAUCAAUCAGCAGAUCAGCCAGGAGCAUGCCAAAGUAAAGGCCAUACAGCGUACACUGCAGGACAUAUCGCUGGAUUUGCAGACCACUAAAUUUGCCCACAAGCUGCGCCACCAGCUGAGCGACGAGAGCAAUGUGAACAAAGAUCCCGCCGCCUGGUUCAAGCCCGAUCCGGAUAUUUGGACGCCACCGCCCAAGGAUCCAGAUGUCUGGGGUCCGCCCAAGCCCCCACCCUCGGCCUCGGCCAGCACCACGCAGGCUGUGGGCCGGCGAGCCGCUGCCAACAGCCGACGCACCACCUCCACCGCUCCGCAGAGUAACCGUCCCAGCACAAUCCCACAGAUCACGAGCCGAAACGGUCCGAGCACCGCGCGCAAUGUUCGCAACUCGUCCGCCGCCGCCGCCUCCACAUCAAACAGCGCACGUGCCACCAAUGGCCGGGCGGGGGGACGAAAACUUUCCACCUCAAACAACGAUCGCAAUGCCAACAACAACGACAGCAAGGAUGAGGACUCCGUCGCAGGCAGCAAUGGCGGUGGAGCGGGCGACGGCGAGGGCGGCGACACGCAGGCCGGCGAAGAGGAGCGCAAGUUCCAGCCAAACAAUCACAUCGAAGCCGAGCUGGUCGACAUUCUGGAGCGUGAUAUACUGCAAAGGGAUCCCAAGGUGCGGUGGAGCGACAUUGCCGAUCUGCAAGAUGCCAAGCGGCUGCUCGAAGAGGCUGUGGUAUUGCCCAUGCUGAUGCCGGACUAUUUCAAGGGCAUUCGGAGGCCAUGGAAGGGUGUGCUGAUGGUCGGACCACCGGGCACGGGCAAGACGAUGCUGGCCAAGGCAGUGGCCACCGAAUGCGGCACAACCUUUUUCAAUGUCAGCUCUGCGACGCUCACCUCCAAGUAUCGCGGCGAGUCGGAGAAGAUGGUGCGCCUACUGUUCGAAAUGGCGCGCUUCUAUGCGCCCAGCACGAUCUUCAUCGAUGAGAUUGACUCGCUCUGCUCGCGCAGGGGGUCGGAGACGGAGCACGAGGCCUCGCGACGCGUCAAAUCAGAGCUGCUGGUGCAGAUGGACGGCGUGGGCGGCGGCGAGGAGCAGGCCAAAGUUGUUAUGGUGCUGGCAGCCACCAAUUUUCCCUGGGACAUUGAUGAGGCGCUGCGUCGGCGGCUGGAGAAGCGCAUUUACAUACCACUGCCGUCGGAUGAGGGGCGCGAGGCGCUGCUCAAGAUCAAUCUGCGCGAGGUGAAAGUGGACGAUACGGUGGAUCUCACCUACGUGGCCAACGAGCUGAAGGGCUACUCCGGAGCGGACAUUACCAAUGUUUGCAGGGAGGCCAGCAUGAUGUCCAUGCGGCGGAAGAUUGCUGGCCUGACGCCCGAGCAGAUCAGGCAGCUGGCCACCGAGGAGGUGGACCUGCCCGUGUCCAACAAGGACUUCAACGAGGCCAUGAGUCGCUGCAACAAGAGCGUGUCCAGGGCGGAUCUGGACAAGUACGAGAAGUGGAUGAAGGAGUUCGGCUCGUCAUGAUGGCGUUACCGUCGCCCCCCCACAAUUUCUGGCAAUUGUAGGAAUAUAUUUUUGAAUACCCUAAAAAUAGGCGCUUAAGUUAUUAAGCUUUUAAAGUGAGAUCCGAUCCGAUCCCUACCGAUCCAAUCCGAUCCGCCCGGGGGAAUAGUUGAACAUAUUUUAUAUAUAACAUUUUGCAUAUACACCACAUACGGUAUGAACUAUAUAUAUUUACAUAUUUAUAUACAUACGAUGGAAACGGAAGCCGUUGGAAUUACAAAACAAAAGACUAACCGUUCUCUAAGAGGAAACCCAAUGAAAUGCAAAUCUGAAAUGGAAACGAAUUGAAAUAUAAAGAUAGGCAAUAUGUUUAUACAAUAUACACACGCUCGAUAGAUAGAUAGAUGGAUGGAAAUAGAGAUAGAGAUACAACCCACGCAACAAUCACACACCACACCAUGCACCACACAAUCCUUCCUAUACUAAUAGUACUAAAAUAGUUAACCCAAUCUGCACUCUAUACUCCAUAUAUAUACACGAUAAGGAAUCGCUUUAAACGCCGCCUAGCCUUGGGCCCCAUCAAUCCCCCCCAUCCCUCCAUUAUAAAAACCACACUCCAUGAAUCGUUUUUACCUAAAAAGUUGUAUUUUUAACAAGCAAAGCAAAGCAAACGUUCACUGUCUAACAUUUAAUAUUAACUGUCGCUUAAUUUAUACAUUAAAUUACGUACUAUACAUAUAUCAUAGUCUAGUGCAGGCAGAUGAUGGCCGAUGGCCGAUGGCUGAUAGAGCAACUCAAGAAAUGUUAACUUAAACCACAUGCAAGAAACGUUCCCAUUGUCCAUUCGUCGGCGGAUGAACCUGAAGCAAUAUGUACUUAAAGUGAAGAUUCUGAAAUUUUAAACAAUAAACACAAGUUUUUAACUCGA